GGGUUCAUACUGUGUGCGGCAGUAUAUGGCUGUACAUGCUCUCUCACAACAUUGAGGAUUAUGAAGGUGCCGAGCUGUUCGUCGUUUGGAUUCUGGAGUUUCCUUAUGUUUUGUAGUCUGUUUGUUAGUGCAAAUGAUACCCACCAGGAAGAUGAUGAUGCAUGGAUCGAUCCAUAUGACGUGAUCAACUACGACUCAACGAGAAAGAGCAUGAUAAAACCCACAGAGAAGGGGACCACCACCUCUUCAAAUCCAGUAUGUCUUCCAGUAUUCAAGAGAUUCCUUUAUAGGCUCCUUGAAGAAGCUUCAAAACUUGGUCUGCCUGAUGAUGAAAAAACAUCCAUGCACUAUGAUGCUGAGGUGAAGCUGUCCAAGCAAUCACUGGCAGAGAUCCAGAAGCUUUUGAAUGAACAGAACGAUUGGACUACCGGAGCCAUGGAUGAGGCUCUCAGUCAAAUUCUGGUUAAGUUCAAACACCACAACCACGAAGCCUGGAAGUGGCGUUUUGAAGACACAUUUCAUGUGGAGGUUGAUACAGUCCUGAAGAUUUUUUUAAUCUUUCUGAUUGUUGUAGCCAUUAUCUGCACUGAACUCUGGUCUGUGGUGUCCUGGUUUGUCCAGUUUUGGAGAAUAUUAGCUAUUAGCUUUUUUAUGAGCUUGAUCUGGAACUGGUUCCAUCUUUAUAUGGUUGCCUUUGCAGAACACAAGAAAAAAAUUGUGGAAGUGGAGAGCUUCAGUGCCAGAUGUGCUGGGCUGAAAGAACUGGGCUGGAAGGACAAUUUAUUAGAGUGGUACAGACAGACAUGGACUCUUCAAGAUGAUCCUUGCAAAAAGUAUCACGAGGUCAUGUUGGUGGACCCCAUUUUGCUUGUGCCUCCAACAAAGGCUGUCAUAGUCACCAUAACUGGCUUCAUCACCGAUCCCUUGAAGAAAAUUGGGGAGGGCAUAAAUGAGUUCCUCAGAGCGCUGCUGAAGGAUCUACCAAUCACUCUACAGAUGCCUGUGCUGCUUCUCUUUGCAGUACUCAUCUUUGUGCUUGCUAUUGUAAUUGCUAAGGAAGCUAUACAUCAAAUAGUACACUUGCCCUGGCUUGGCUGGAGACGGGACCCACCAACUCCUGCGGUAGGACAGCACCAAGCUCCUCAACGUCUGGGAAGGGGGAGACGUCUGAGAAGGGGGAGACGCCCCACAGCUGCUACAGAUAGGCCAGGACAAUGGCGAAAGUGUGUAUCAAGCAGGAAAGAUGCUUAAGAUGCUUAUGCUCCACAAAAUAGACAGGACAAAGCAUGGGACUCCAAAAGGAAUUUGACUUCAACAGCACACCCAGAGGGUGCGGGUAGAGACUGUGCGUGCUGUAGGCCCUGUUUCCACCUGAUAUUAAGAUGCGUUUUGGUUGAUCGAAUCACAAGUGGAGGAGGGAGAUACAUGUUUCCUCCUGGUAUUUUAUGUCACUUCUGUCCUAAUUUCUUCGAGGGGAGGGGCUACGGGCGGGUAAAUGUAUUGUUUUUUUCAGAUGAACAAAAUAAGCUUGCACAAGAUAUAAUAUAACAGAUAACGGAAAAGCAUACAAAGAGCAGCUUAUCGUUUCUGCUCUGAUAGCCACAAGACCGGCCAAACGCUGUGAGUGUGUGUUAUAAAUCAGCAAUGGUGAAUAACAUUGUGAUUUGUACAUUUUUCAUCUUCAAACCAAACGGGUCUUCAGCUGACAAAAUUGAAAUCCCAUCUGGCUAUUGCAGUGGUGUGCACAGACCUCCGUGAGGGCAGGGGCGCAACCGCAUUCACGGUGGGGGGUGAAGGUUCUCCCUCAGUAGAAAUCGCAUUCUUCUUUUUUGUAACAUUAUAAUUGACUUCACUUUUGAUGAAAAGGAAAAUCAUGAGUUAACACCAUAGGGGGGUGAUUCCUAAGACAGACCUAAAGCAGACAUCCUUGUGAGAACUUUGUUUGACUUCUUCCCUUGAAUGUGUGACUGAAAUCCUCUCUGAAACCCACAGAGACUGCUUUUACAUAUCAAAAUACACCAGAUCAUCCAAUGCUAGAAGGACUUAUAAUCACAUGUUAGUAAACUGCAUAAUUCUAUAUUAUGUCUGCAACCUAUACAUGUUGACUAUUAUGCUUUAAUUCAUGCAUUUGUUACUUGAAUAGUUUAUUUGGAUGUGUAUUGUGUUUACUAUGUGUGUGAUUGAUUUUCCAUUUCUAAAAUUAUUGUAUGAAUCAAAUCUGUGUAAAAUGUAUUAUAUUUAUUUUAUCGAAAUCAUGUCAAAAUGAAACCCUGCUAUAACGGGAAAUUUAAAGAUCAUGUUUUCUUCUUUUUCUUAGUUUAUUUUCUUUUCCGUUGGGAGUCUUUCAUGAAAAUCCAUUAAAAUAGAACUU
Messenger RNA from Megalobrama amblycephala (Wuchang bream), 2371 nucleotides. Its product is annotated as chloride channel CLIC-like protein 1. The transcript has 9 exons. The coding region runs from base 61 to 1251 and encodes 396 amino acids. The record is from RefSeq and is a predicted model, not a curated record. NCBI's taxonomy places the organism in Eukaryota, Metazoa, Chordata, Actinopteri, Cypriniformes, Xenocyprididae. Gene Ontology annotation, cellular component: endoplasmic reticulum; membrane. Gene Ontology annotation, molecular function: chloride channel activity.